Molecule: messenger RNA, 249 nt
Organism: Suhomyces tanzawaensis NRRL Y-17324
Lineage: Eukaryota; Fungi; Ascomycota; Pichiomycetes; Serinales; Debaryomycetaceae
Exons: 1
Coding region: 1-249 (82 amino acids)
Source: RefSeq, a predicted model, not a curated record
AUGGAUUUUACGGCCCCAGCUGGUUCCAGUGCCAUUGGACUAAGUGCCGUUGGACCCGUCCAGACUGUAACAAUAGGCUUAUCCCCCGGUAUGCUGGUGCUGGCUAAAGAUAUGCCAUCCAUUACGAUGCUAGGCAAUGCAUUGCGCAACGUUACAAAUUCCCAAGCACUGGCCAAACCUGGGGAACUGGUGGGUCGCCGAACGGACCAGACACUUCCAGUAUGUCCCAUGCGGACAAUAAACCACUAG